This is a messenger RNA of Penicillium pulvis, 1491 nucleotides long. RefSeq names its product putative GPI anchor biosynthesis protein Gwt1 (gene gwt1). The record is from RefSeq and is a predicted model, not a curated record. The transcript is spliced from 2 exons. Gene Ontology annotation, cellular component: membrane; endoplasmic reticulum. Lineage: Eukaryota; Fungi; Ascomycota; Eurotiomycetes; Eurotiales; Aspergillaceae. Gene Ontology annotation, biological process: GPI anchor biosynthetic process; protein localization to plasma membrane. The coding region runs from base 1 to 1491 and encodes 496 amino acids. Gene Ontology annotation, molecular function: glucosaminyl-phosphatidylinositol O-acyltransferase activity.
AUGGACAGCGAUUACAAAGCUCGAAAAGAGGCCUUCGUCUCAAAUCUUGCGGGAAGCGAUAUCCUGGAUAUCAACCUGGUCACACUUGUCGCACCGGCCUCCGUUCUUCUCUGGUCCGCUCUCCAAUCGCGCUUGUCCUACUUCUCCCCAUACGGUCCUGCCGCAUUGUUAACCGAUUUCCUGCUCAACGUACUGGCCAUUUUGUUCGCGACUACUGCCUAUUCCUCUGCACCACUUCUAUUGAACAUCUUCCUCAUUACACCGGCCGUUCUAUUAUUCCUCACCCAGCCACCAGUGCGCUCCCCGCAGAAGGCCAAACCGCCCCGCAAACAAAAUGACAACAAGGUCAGCGCACAGGAUGAGACGGAGUCGUUGCCGGUACACCCUUUCUUGACAACAUACCGAGCGUCCAUGAUGAUCGUGACAUGUGUCGCAAUCCUUGCGGUCGAUUUUCGAGCUUUCCCCCGCCGCUUCGCGAAAGUCGAGAACUGGGGUACCUCGUUGAUGGAUUUAGGCGUGGGCUCAUUUGUCUUUUCCGCUGGCGUGGUGUCUGCGCGCGCAGUCCUGAAGAACCGAGCUUCCAAAUCACCCAAGGCGACUUUUCUCACAAGACUUGCAGGCUCUGUGCGGCACGCUGUCCCGCUGCUCGUGUUGGGUUUGAUCCGGCUGUGGAGUGUCAAAGGGCUGGACUAUGCCGAGCACGUCACUGAAUACGGCGUGCAUUGGAACUUUUUCUUCACUCUAGGCCUAUUGCCGCCAUUCGUGGAAAUCUUUGAUACCUUGACUGUCUUGAUCCCUUCUUAUGAAGCACUGGCUCUCGGCAUCAUGGUACUGUACCAAGUGGCUCUUGAGUCAACGGAGCUCAAGAGCUAUAUUUUGAUCUCUCCCCGCGGCUCUGAUCUACUAUCCAAGAAUCGCGAAGGUAUUUUCUCAUUCCUGGGAUAUUUGGCCAUUUUCCUUGCCGGUCGGGGCUCAGGAACCCGUAUCAUUCCUCGUGGGACUUCUGCAUCCAAAUCCUCCCAGCAGGCGAGAAAGUCAGUUCUGGUCAGUCUUGGCCUCCAGUUGAUGUUCUGGUCAACCCUCUUCUUCUUCAACUCUUACUACGCAUUCGGCUAUGGUGCCAAUAUUUUGGUAUCGCGCCGUCUCGCAAAUAUGCCAUAUGUGCUGUGGGUUGCAGCUUUCAAUUGUGGACAACUUCUUUUGUUUUGUUUGAUUGAAACUGUCUUCUUCCCGACCGUUCACCGGUCAUCCGGCAAGGGAGGCGAGGAAGAACGAACAUCAUUUGCCACUAGUCGCAUCUUGCAUGCGUUUAAUCGUGGAGGUCUGGCUGUCUUCUUGAUCGCCAAUCUCUUGACCGGUGUGGUCAACCUGACUAUCCCCACUUUGGACAUCAACACGCCGCAAGCGAUGGUCAUCUUGGUCAUUUACACGGCAAUCCUGACUGCUGUUGCGCUGGGAAUGGAUAAGGCGAAUAUUAAGCUGCGCCUGUAA